Messenger RNA from Pelobates cultripes (western spadefoot toad), 41182 nucleotides. The record is from the annotation of a GenBank genome assembly. Lineage: Eukaryota; Metazoa; Chordata; Amphibia; Anura; Pelobatidae.
CUAGCAGACACAGAAUCGAGGCGCAAAAUGGCUGCCCGGAACUGAGCCGAAUCUGCUGAUCCUGGUGGUGAGUGACCGUUAGUAGUAGAGGAAUUUAACGGUUAACGUGAGGCAGGCGCGUGCCGAUUGUCAGCGCUUGCGUUGCGUGUGAGACCGUCCCUGAAAACGGCGGCUGGCCUAGUCCAAGGAAGGAAAUAAAGGGUGGUGUGACUCGGCCAGGAGCUCUUAUUGGAGAGCUGUGCUGAGGGGGUUGUUCUAAUCGUUUAUGGGACUCCUGCCUGUACUGUUAGAGUUAGCAAGGAGCUGGAUCGCCACGUAGAAAAAUGGUUUUGCAAGCCUCUUCUUAGUAUUCUUCCCCCGGGUUCUGGUCAACUUAGAAUAGGCGGGCGGUUAUAUAAGCUCGUGUACCUGACCCCUUCAUGACACCCCCAUUUUUAUGGGCCGGAAUUGAGACGGCAAUAUUUGAAUCGUUAUUAUUUUUGCUAUUGAAUAUUUCUGGACGUGUAAAACAAAAAUCACCAAAAGGGACAAAUAUAUAUAAAAAAAACAAACUUAACGGAGCCGCUGUGCUAGUGGUAACCUGCUAAGGCACAGAGCUCUAAUCAAGAGAGACAUAACGCUGCUACCCUGUUAUUGCUGCUCCCGGCGGUAUUUUAAUAAACGAGCUGUUCAUAUAUAGGUGGAGCUUGACGUUGUUAAGCUGAGAGAUUUUCAUUUGGAUUCGUUUUGGUCACCCUAUUAUGAUGAGACCUGCGGUGUGUAGUAAUCUGGUGGGUUAUUGGCUAAAGUAACUGAAUUUGGAAAAUUUCUGUUUUUAGUCUGGGUGUUUUUGUGCAAACAUUUGAAUUCACGAUAUUUCCCACUAUAUUAAAGGACCACUAUGGUGACACAGACCACUUCAGCUCAAUAAAGUGGUCUGGGUGCCAGAUCAUCCAGGUUUUAACCAUGCAGCUGUAAACAUAGUAGUUUCAGAGAAACUGCUAUGUUUACAUUGCAGGUUUAAUCCAGACUCUAGUAGCUGUCUCCCUGAUAGCCACUCGAGGCGCUUCUGUGACGCUCAAUGCCAAAAUCGCAUUGAGAAAUGCUUUCCUAUGGGCGUUUUUGUUGCGCGCGCAGCUCUGGCUGCGCAUGCGCAUUCGGCUCCACUGGGGAGCUGAUGUCGGAUGGGGAGGAGAGAUCACCAGCGCCGAGGGAGCAUGGCGCUGGAUGAAGGUAAGUGGCUGAUGGGGUUUUAAUCACCUUCAGCGCCGAGGGAGGGCGGCCCUGAGUGUGGGGUGGGGGUACCUAAGGAUUAUAUAGUAAUAGGAAAACGAGUUUGUUUUCCUGACACUAUAGUGGUCCUUUAAACAGCCCUGAGGUUUUUAUUUUCAUAACGCCAACCAUAGGCGUGUGCAGCCUGUUGCAUUAGGGUGUGCACCCUAAAGCACAAGCACACGCCGCAUAUGUAUGUAUGUAUAUAUACACGCACAUUGCUAUGUGGGUGAGGGUGUUUGUGUGUGUGUGCGCUUGUGAGGGUGCUGUUAAUGUACUGUGGGUGAGGGUGCUGUUUGUGUGUUAGGGUCCUGUUAGUGUGCUGUUUGUGUGCUGUAUGUGUGAGGAUGCUGUGUGGGUGUGGUUUGGGUGAUUUGUGGGGGUGGAGGCAGAUUAGUUAAUAAAUAUCCCCCCUCCCUUCUUACCUUAUGUAGGGAGGGGGGACCGCACUGCCUUCCCUGGUGGUCCAGUGGAGGUGGGGGCAGUUUGCUUAAUAUCCCCCCUCCCUUGUUACCUUAUGCCAGGGAGGGGGGAUCCUUUCUGCCUUCCCAGGUGGUGAGAGUGAACGCUAUUGAGCCUAUUAAGAAAAGCUGAAUUAACACACUAGUGGAUGCAGCUCAUUUCAGAAUGGAAACAAAGAAAUCAUAAAAAGAACUGUCCACAUAUAUGGUGGCCAUUUAAAGGGAUACUUUGUGCCAGGAAUACAAAGCUGUAUUCCUUGCAAUACCGAUCCCACUAUCACCCCCCUCCACGGUAAAUAAAGGGUUAAAACCCUUUAUGUAUUUACCUUACCCAGCACCAAUGCCGGCACUGGGUAGAAUGCAUUGAUUCAAUGUCUCUCUGAGGAGGUGCUGAUUGGCCAAAACUUCGUCGGAUUGGCUAAAAACUGCAAUUUUGAUGAUGUCACUGGGGGGCUGGGCCAGCACUGGCAGACCUGUGGAGAGUUUUAACCCAUUUUCUUAAGGGGGGCAAGCCACCUAAACUGUCAAGGAAUUCACUUUGUCCAAGGAAAAACCCAAGCUUUUAGAUAAUUGUAUUUGGGUAGGUCUUUUUGCACCUAUCGUUCCUGUAUGUGUUUGUGUUAGUACGUAUUGUACAGCGUCGUAGAAUAUGUUGGCCCUAUAUAAAUAAUUGUAAUUGCAUCUUUGAGAGAUAUAUCCCUGAUUGAAAAUUUCACAUACACCCAGAAUGUGUAUACCUUUACAGGUCUCACCAGUGUUUUAUCUGAAACAGGUGUACCAAAUAUCUAAGAGUAUGUUUGACAAAUUUGCUUGGAAUCUAGGAGCCAGCAAAAAAAGUUAGGAGCCAGGUUUUUCAAUGUCAAAAAUACAAUUCUUAAAGGGACACUAUAGUCACCAGAACCACUACAGCUUAAAGGACCACUCUAGGCACCCAGACCACUUCAGCUUAAUGCGUGCGCGUGCGCACACUCCCUUACUGACACACACACUCACUCACUGGCAUACACACAUUCACUGUCACUGCAAUAAUCACACAUUAAUGUGACCACCCAGCCUGGUUGAGCUUUCCCUGUGGUCUAGUGGGGCUUCCAUCAUCUCCCUGCACUGCUCCAUAGAGCGCUGUUUAGUGAUGCCGGGGCCGGAAAUCAUAGUCUUCACGGUGACCUGGCGCCUGGGAAUUACCGAUCCCUGUCUUAUAGGCAAUAAAGAAAUAACACACAGGUGGUCUGAACACUGCCCACAACCAUGCAGUUAGGCUGUACAUUGGUGGGCCAGCAAAUUGCACACAAAUAAGCAGUUAAGCCAGGGCUUGACAAAUUUGCGUUCAAUCUAGGAGCCAGUUUUUUUUUUUCAACGACGACAAAAAUACAGUUCUUAAAGGAACACUUUAGUCACCAGAACCACUACAGCUUAAUGUAAUGAGCACUUCCUGUCAGUCCGGCCAGUACAGGAAACUGAAGCAGGAAACUGAAGCUCCUGUACCGUGGUCCGCUCUGCUCCUCUCGACCAAGCUACACCGAGUGACUAGUAGGGGGAGCGCUGUGUGCUUCCUUCCUGACGGUCACUCGAUUCUUGCGCCCUAAUGCGGCCGUGUGUUUCGCCUUAUGGACGCGCCUGGCAGGUGUGCGCUGGGCUACUGCCUCCUCUCACAUUAUCAGCAAUAUUUUCCAAAAUCUGAAGUAUCGGCCAAAUAUCUAUCAAUUAAUGCAUCUCUAUGAGGAGAUGCUGAUUGGUAAUUGCUAAUCUCCGCUACAGAGGCGGGACAGCUACUGCAAGACCGGCAUGGCGAUGGAAAAAAGAGGAGUAAAAACAUAAUUUCCAAUGCGAUCGGUGCGGGCUGGUGACCUAAAUAUACAAAUUCACUGACCGACACCCGUACUCACUCACACACUUGACAGAGAAAGACAGGCAGGCAUACACACUUGACAGAGACAGACAGGCAAUAGUGUUCCUUUAAGAAUUGUAUUUUUGUCGUUGGGGGGGAGGAGGAAUGGCUCCUAACUUUUUUUUUUUAGCUGGCUCCUAGAUUGAAAGCAAAUAUGACAAGCCCUAUCAUAUAAAUCUUGAAAAAGACCCGGCAGGGUCAAAACGUUGGUCGAUUUCUGUAUACAUCCUAUGUAUUAAUAAAGCACUAUUUUUCACCUAUAUGAAGAACUGUGAGUGCAUCCCAUUUUUUUAUUUUUUUCUAUAUAUUGGACGUCAGCGGAUACAGCAAGAAAUCUUUAUUUUUAAUGUAAGGAGAGUGCCAAGUAUAUAUGUGUGUGUGUGUAUGUGUGUAUAUGUGUGUAUAUAUAUAUAUAUACACAGAAAUUGAAAAAUAUAUUUUUAGCCACCCUUCUAACUUUUGGGCUCAGGAGGGUGGCUCCCUUGGGGUCCAGUGGGACUGGGCAGCAGCAGGUGACAUCUGGUUAGUGUGGCUGGCUGCGGCUAAUAGGAGUAGGCAGCUGCUGUUGCAGACUCCCUCUUCCUCUGUGUGUGCCGGGAGGAAGUGAAGGAAACUGUAAUAACUUCCUCCCUACGCUGAGGUCAUGCAGGGUAAAGGUCGGCUGGCUGGCUCUGCGGCAUGGGGCCGUAGGGGAGCAGGGUCGCUCAUUCGGUAUGGGGGCAGCAGGCAGGCGGGGAGCAGAGCUGUCUUUACCUAGUGUCCUGCCAGAGAUUGCCAUUCCCCUGCGAUGCCUCUGCACCGGGAGGAAGUAAUUACAGUUCUUCACUUUCUCCCGGCGCACAGAGAGCUGCAUGGGGAUUGAGACAGGAGGAGGAGGGAAUGAGCUGACCAGUCGCCAUGGCGACCUGGUGCCUGGGAUUUGUCAAGUCCUGAGUUAAGCAGUAUAUAGCCCACAAACAGGCAGUUAAGCAGUACAUAGGUUGGUUAUCUGCACCAAAACAAAAGAUAACUUUCACAUGCAUUUGCUGAUAGAGGAGAUGAAUCACAACCUGUGUGUACAUUCCUUUUCUGGUUAUUGGAGAGACAGAACAAUCCAUGCGUUUGUUCCACAAUAAGGUUGGCCUUCACAAGCAUUAUAGGAAACCCAACCUUUCUGCAACACUGAGACCAGGGUACAGCCUUUUCCUUCAUGGAAAUAGCCCAGAAUUUUGGUACAAGCUUGAUGAAACACAACCCCAUAUGUACUUGCCUUAAAGAUCUCAACUGUGCUUGUGCAUGCUAUAUGAAUAACGAGGCUAAAAGCAAUUGGUGUACCAACAACUUUGCCUAAUUGCCUCUCUGUGUGUAGAUAAAAUGAUGCUACCAGAGGCUAAUGUGGAUUGCACCCGACAGUCACAUAGCCAAAAAUGAAUUUAUUUAGGAAAGAAAGAGAGACUAUCUAGGUGAAAGCUACUUGUCUCACCUUAAUAAGCCUCUGGUGUGCUUGAGGGCUGGUGAGAGCUCACUUUUAACUAAUUUGAAACACACUCGGUUGCCAGAUAAUUACUGCUCGGUUUAAAUACCCUGCCAUUAGGAACCAGAGUUGGCGCCAGGUGCCACGAUCGUUUGGUCAUGUGCGUAGCACUCUAUGAUCUACCCAACUUGUUCUGACUGCCACUUAGACGUUUGGAAAAAGUUUGUAUGUGUGCCGGCAGAUUGCAACCAAUUAGUUCCAAGAGACUCUGCAGUCUGGUUGUUAACACCCUUUGAAUGUGUCCUGUGGUAGUCCCAAGCUCAUGGUGGCAGACCCCCACCUAGAAAUUUGUUGUCCGCCUCUGUAUUGGUGAUAUAUGUGCACCUCUCUGUGUAGACAUCCAUAUUUUCAAUGUCUGUGAUGUUGGCGAAGAGAGGUCACUCCCCUCAGCAGAUAAGUUCUUCAAGUUCCAGAUGAAAGCAAUGUGUGAGGAAUUGCCUAUCCCACAUUCUAGGGUGAUCCACUGUUUCUGAGGUGGAUUAGUGUGCCAUUCUAGGACCCUAUGGAGAACUGUAAAUGUAGCAGUCUGGGUAGGAUGUUCUUCACUACUGCCGAGCCAUGGUAUGUGCGAGUAGUUCCAGUUUACCACGUCUUGGUGUAUUUGGGUUAAGAGUAUCAAGAAGUCCGUCUGAUAUAAGGCAGCCGGGUCCUUUGUGAUCCACAUGCAAUAUCAUUGGGGGGGGAAUGAAGGGCAGCAUCGUUAUCCGAGAGCACUGGUACGUUAAGUAUUUCGCACUUAGGUUUAGUUUGAGUCCCAAUAAUAGGCCAUUCUUCUUGAAUUCCCUCAUUAGACAAGGCAGUGAGAGUCUGGGUUGAGUAACGAAAAACAGCAUAUCGUCUGCAUGUGCCGCGACCUUACGGGUAACUCCUCGGACGUCAUUGAUGUAUGCAUUUUGCCACACCUCUUCCAACAGUGGCUCUUAUGUUAGGCCAAAGGGGACAGGGGGCAACCCUGCCUAGUGUCAUUUCGGAUUAGGAAUGAGUCGUCAGUGAGUAAAUCUAUUUUAAGUUUUUCAUUAGUUGUACUUGGUGUGUAAAACUGAGAAAAUAUUUAUUUUAAAUAUUUUAUUGUUAUUUAAUAUUGUGUUAUAUAUAAAAAAUGUGUGGGUGCUUUAAAAGGGAAACUAUUAUCACCCAGACGACUUUAUCUCAUUGAAGUGGUCUAGGUGCACUGUCCCUUUCUCCUUAACUCUGUAAUCUAAAACAUUGCAGAUUCAGGGAAACUGCAAUGUUUAUGUUGCAUGAUUAAAGGAACACAAUAGCAUUAAGGAUACAUAUCUGUAUUCCUGAUGCUACAGUCCUGGUGUCCCUUAACAUUUUGCCCCCUCUGGUAGCACUAUUCUGAAGGCCUGCUGAUGGGUCAGCCCAAUGCUCUUCAGAGAGAGACUACAAUUCCUCCAUAGAAAAUUAUUGCCUGACCGUGACAGCACUGCACCUGGGCAUGCAACGUCAUGGUAUGUUACAAUAUGAGAGCUGAGAAGUAAGAUUCCCGGUGUUCUAUCAAAUUUCCCUACCCGUGAAAAUCCCUUACCCUCGUCAGUUCCAGUGUGGGGAAUCGGAUGGAGCCUGCCGACUCUCAUACCCAGAGGACAUGGAGGUGUGUCUUGAAACUGUACUUCCAAGCCUUCUAAUGUUUUAAUAUUGUUUUUUUAGGGGAUAGGAGGGGAGGGGCCUAAGGGACACCUGGGUGUUAGGAAAACAGGUUCAAAUUGUGGUAGAAUUAAUUUAGCAAACAUUCCAAAAGUUCUUCGUCGCAUCUCAAUAUAGCCUUGAACCAUAAGGGGUUAAGGGACAUUUGACUGUAUGUGUGUGUUUUGGAUCCCUGGUGAUUCAGUGGCAGAGGGUGCAGACUUAAGUCACCACUUCCUCGCUGUCAGAAUUCUUAUUGAGUGCAGACCAAGAAUACCAGCAGUUACACUGUGACUCAUGCAGUGCGUGUGAGUAUAUAUAUCUGUGUGUCCGCUCAUGCCUAAUUUACAAAAUCAAAACGUCCUUAUUGCAUUUUUCUUGUCAUAAGACAGGCAGAGAGUGUAGCUUCUUUAGGGUCCUUGUGUCAGGAUUAUAGUUGAUCCAGAACACAGAAUAGUAUCAUACCUAGGACUAAGGAUGACGUCUAACUGGAACUUAGAAUGGCCGGAUUUAACGUACCUGAGAAUAGUCAAAAUACUUGCCGAGGUCAGGGACACAGAAAGAGACACAACGAUGAGGAAAGCCAGAAGUCAAGGAUACCAGAAAUCAGGGAAGUCAAAACUAAGCCAAAGUCAAAUACCAGAAAAACACAAUCAGGAACAUACUCUCAGAUAACCAGCUAGUGGAAACCACGACAGGGCACUGACAAAAAGGUAAUUUGUGUUUAAAUAACCCUCCUUAGGCUGCAAUUGGCUGUUUCUGACCUCUGACCCCAAAACAUGCGUCGUCUUUGAUGUGGGCGGGUGUAAGUCUCCUAUUAAAACCGGAACCACAGCGGCCGGCGUCUCUAGGAACGCCGUACUCGCUGGGGACCAGGAUAUGAGGAGUCGGGCAGCGGUUUGCCGCGACCAAGGUAAGUAUUUGACACCUUGCUAUGUUAUGAAUUUCCCAAUUUUGUGCUAACUGAUAUGCAGGAUUUCCAGUCUUGUUAACCUUGCUAUUAUAGCAAUAAUUCAUGCCUUAUUCUCAAAAGAUCCUUAUCCUUGCUUCAUUUUACCUAAGUCAACCCCUUUCAAAUAUCAUGAACAGUUUCAAACUUAGCAUGUUUCCUUCUGCUUGUAGUCUCCAUUUAUCUACUGCUGGUAACUGCAUAUGAAUAUUGAUCUAUUUUUCCCAAUUUGCAGAUUACUUUACCCUUAAUAUUUUUGAAAGCCACCACAAAUCUGGGAGCAAUACUAAUCUUCUUUCAAGCACCUUAAAGCUACACUACAAAGUCCUAUUGCCAUUUUGACACAAUUUCUGGGAGAGGUAAUACAGAUACAUGUGUUUUCAUGAAGAGAGGGGACAAGCCAGAAGGACACAGGCAAAUGAGGCCCAAAACCUUCCCGGCCAGCAACUACCCAGGCAACAGCAGGCAAAUGUUGCUAGAAAUACGGGAAAGCCUCCGUCACUUGCCAAAACCAUCUGAUGUUUCCAAAAUGGAGGAUCCCAGGCAGGGUCGCAAUCCUCCCAAGUUUGGCACCUACCAUAAAGCUCUGGCUGAGAUUCGCAACUCUCUGCAACCAUUUGCAAAUGCAACUGGGUCUUCUACCAGAAGUGGUACAGAAGUCAACAGACAAAUGCUUUAUGACUUGCAAGCUGCUGGAUUUAAUGAGGUAAAAUACAUGCAUAUGAAAGGUAGUCCUAUGCCAAAAGCUUUUUGAAUUUACCAAAUUUCCACUAGUUCCCUAAAACUUUUUAAUUAAUGGAAUACUCCAGACACCAAAACAACUUAAUCCAAAUUAAGUUGUUAUGGUGCCUGGAGGCACACUUGCCUCAAGGGGUUAAACCGUUGUCAUUCACUAAACUGGCUUGGAAAGAAACAUACCUUUUUCUAAGCCAGUUUUGUGCAUGGGGAGUCACUGAUUGGCUGAAAGCAUCAGCUGACCGCUCACAGCUAAUCAGUCAUGCCUUUGCCCAGCUUCACCCUGCUCUUCUUGAAUCUGAAAGUUCAGAAGUUGCAUGCCACCUUAGGAGAGUGGACAUCGCCGCUGGAGGCAACUUUGGGGUUAAACUGUUUGAGAAUAAUUUAACCCCUUGAAGUAAGAGUUCCUCCUGGCAUCAUAACAACUUUGUUUAGAUGAAGUUGCUUUUGGUACCUGGAGUGUUCCUUUAAAGGGACACUAGUAACCUGAACCACUACAGCUUAAUGUGGUGGUUCUAGUGUCUAUACUAUGUCCCUUCAGGCUUUUUAAUGUAAACAGCAGUGUUUGUAUUGCUGCCUAAGAACACCUCUAGUGGCAGUCACUCAGAAGAUCACUAGAGAGGUGCUUACACGCUCUGCAUAGCAAGUUAAAGGGACACUAUAGGCACCACAACAACUUUAGCUUUAUGAAGCAGUUUUGGUGUCUUACGACUCAAUUUUGUAAUUUACCUUAAAUAAUUGUAUCUCAAUCUCUAAAUUGAACCUUAAUCACAUACAGGAGGCUCUUGCAGGGUCUAGCAAGCUAUUAACAUAGCAGGGGAUAAUAAAAUCUUAAUUAAACAGAACUUGAAAUAAAGAAAGCCUAAAUAGGGCUCUCUUUACAGGAAGUGUUUAUGGUAGGCUGUGCAAGUCACAUGCAGGGAGGUGUGACUAGGGUUAAUAAACAAAGGGAUUUAACUCCUAAAUGGCAGAGGAUGGGCAUACACCAAAACUGCUUCAUUAAGCUAAAGUUGUUCAGGUGACUAUAGUGUCCCUUUAAGACAAAAACCUAAGACAUUUAUAUGUGCAAAUGUUGAUAUUGUAACCGCAUCUAGUUCCCCUCUUUACCACUAUAACGUCUUAAAGCAUAGAAUUUAGCAGGGCUAACCGUAUAGAUAUCAAAGCUAUAAAAUUAUAUAGGUAAUAAGAGUUUAUCGAUUUUUAAAAUCUAUAAUUAAUUGAGAAUACAGUUAACAUAGGAAUUGUCUUUGAAGCAAUAACGUUUCGUCUUUUAAAAUAUUUUAUUAAACAGACAUAUAAAAACUUAAUAAUACAUUAGAAUAAUUUAUAGCAGAGUUUAUAAAAUUAAAGUAUGUUUGCAAUAUCCAUAAAAUAGAAUUACAUAUCCUCUUGAACAAGUCAACCCCUCAGUCAUGAUAAAAUGGAGCAGCUUCUCUGCAUCCGAAAUUCUCUCCUCUGUCUUUCUUAUAUUGAUAAGUACACAAAUGUAUGCAUUAGAUUUUUUAAUUAAGUCAUGUUAGGACCUUCCUUAACUUGGCAAAGAUAUGAGGCCAUGACUUUUCUCAUUACACAUGACCUAGACAUCUUAUCUAUGCUUAGACUAAAACUUAAGGUUGGACGUGACAUGGAAAAUUCCCUGACUUGGUGUCACACUAACCUAGGACAAGAUGGCAUCUUAAAGUCUAAACCUCAUAUUUCAUAUUCACUGACCAUGGGUAAAAGGUUUAUCAAAGAAACAUUGUAUGAGAAUCAAUAUGUUCCAUUUCUAGCAAAUUGUCAGUUUUCAAAAUCUCUGAAAGAGAAAUACAACUUUCCAUUCUAAAAACAUGUAAUAUUUACAUAUGCCCAAAACAAUAUAAACUCCGAACCUAAUAAUGUGUACUGUUUCAGCAGCCCUCACACAAAAGUGACACACACAAUCCAAUAAAUAACAAAAGUAAAAAGUGUUUAACACAAUUUUUCUCCAAAGUUUAAAUCUGCAAAAAGUCAUACAAACAACAUAACAGUGCUGACCAUGUUAUCUAAAAUAAAAACCAAACAAAAAAAAACAUUAAAAUGUGUAUCUCAGGGUCCAACUCACAUUUACCAGAGCACCGUCAACCAUGGCCCCAUUUGAGAGGGAUAUGUCCCACAGUAUCAAGGAUUAACUGCCCUACACUCUCUUGAGUUUUAAUCUUUAACAUGGUGCAGUAUUAAAUAUAUUUAUUUCUGAAACACAAAAGCAGCUUACUACAGGUCCAGGUGGGUUUCCCAGACAGGUACCCACUACCACCACUCAUCAAACGCUUUCGCGUUCUGAGCUUCUGAGAUUCUCAGCUCCGCUUCCCACUGAUGUGUAGUGAUGCGGUUUGCUAGCCUUAUGGGCUUCAUCUGACUGAUAAGUAAAGCCAUUGACACCCACAGCUAGGGUUGACUGGGCUCUGGUAAAUGUGUGUUAGAUCCCCAGGCAUACACUUGUGUAUACACAAAAGUCUUUUUUCAUCAGAUCAUCUGCAAUAUUAUGCUAUUAAGCCAAUUUCCUGGCACUAUUAACUAGGGUUAAUAGGUCCCCCUCUCUCGCGCCCCCUCUCCUGAGUUGCUGAAUUGCUAAAACCCCUUCAGCCACUUACCUGAUUCCAGCGCCGAUGUCCCUCGGUGCUGGGUCAGGCUCCGCCUACGCCCCUCCCCUGCCAACGUCAGACAAUGGCCGUGCGCAUUAGACCUCCCUAUAUUAAAGCAUUAUAUAGGGAGGUCUAAUGUCCGUUACGAUUCCGGAAGCGCCCCCAGUGGCUGUCUGGUAGAAAGCCACUGGGGCAAACUUAGAGCUGCAAUGUAAACAUUGCAGUUCUCUGGAACUGCAAUGUUUUACAUUGCAGCACUAAGUGCAAAAGGGCAACAGCACCCAGACUACUUCAAUUAGCUGAAGUGGUCUGGGUGCCUACAGUGUCCCUUUAAACUUUUUUAGAAAAAUGGUGUUAAGUAUAUUUAGCACCACUGUAUUAUCUUAUUUAAUGGAUAUCAAGUUGUUUUUACAUUAAUCUGUAGUUUCUGUGCAAUCCUUAAAGACACCAAAGGGAGAAUAUUCAGUUGCCUGGUAGCAGAAAACAUUUUGGAAUAUAUAAGAUUUGUAAGCGCACACAUUUCGUUCAUAAUCUAUUAUGGAUAGUGUUAACAUAUUACAUUUUCCUAAAAUAGGACAUGGUUGUUAAAGCCCUUCAACAAACAAAUAGCCGCAGCAUAGAAGCUGCAAUUGAGUACAUCAGCAGGAUGAACUAUCAGGAGCCGUACCGAGAGCCACUCAUUGCUGCAACUGCUAGAACACACAAUCUUGUAAUGAAGCCCACAGGUAAGCUGCUGGAGUUUUGUCAUAAUUUUAUAAUGAUAAUUUGUGAUUCAUUUAUUUAAAAAAAAAUUUUGUGCAUUUGCCUUGUGAUAUUUUACAUAUAAGUGGAGAUUUUGUAAAAUAAGGUAGCUUUUUUUUUUUUUUUAUCCGAUUGAAAAUUAAGUUGUAUUUCUGGCCGAAAUGGAAGGCGCUCGUGAAUGUACUUUUAACCCCUUAAAGCGGCACUGUCAUGCUGAAUCCUGGUUUGUUUGGUUUUUUUAACCCUCCUCCUGCCUCCACUACAUCUAACUGACACCCUAGUCACCCCCAAAUGCCCCUAAGCCCCCCACAUUACCUAUUUUGUAUUCCUUAUUUUCUGCCCCGAUCUAUAUUCAGGGCGCCGCCAUCUUUGUGUGGGUAGAUGAAAUCCCUGUGGGACAUGUCUUCUGCCCACACUAGACAGACUGUGAGAUUCCCGCACAUGCCCAGUGAAACACCUGGACAUGUGAACGGAAUUUCAUCUAUUCAUUCAUCAGACAGACGAAUGAAUGAAUAGAAAUGUCAGCCGAACAAACAAACACUGUGUAUCAGUGUUCGUUUGUUCGCUCAGUUUAUUAUAAGGAGCUACCGGCAUGCUAAACCCCGAGUAGGGGUAUGUCUGGUAAACAGUGAGCAGCCUGUGGCUGCUCACUGUAAAAAAACAAAAAAUAAACUAUUGGCCCCCACCCCUAAACGACGGAUGUGGUCCCUAAAAUAAAAUAAUACAGUAGGUCCCCCAUUAUCUUUAUGGCAUUAUCUGUCCCCCUCAUUAUCAUUAUGGCCGCCGCCCAGGGGUGGGGGCCGGAGGGGGGGUGGACAGUAGGUCCCCCCAUUAUCAUUAUGGCCCCCACCCGCCGCCCGGGGGUGGACAGUAGGUCCCCCCCCCUCAUUAUCAUUUGGCCCCCACCCGCUACUCAGGGGUGGGGGCCAGGGGGGGAAGAAAAUAGGUCCCCCUCCUCAUUAUCAUUAUGGCCCCCACCCACCGCCGAGGCCCCCCCACUAUCAUUAUGACCCCCACCCACCGCGCAGGGUUGGGGGCUGGGGGGGGACAUUAGGUCUUAUUUUAAUUUAGGGCCCCCACCUGUCGUUUAGGGGUGGGGGUCAAUAGUUUUUUUUGUUUGUUUGUUUGUUUUUUGCAGUUAGCAGCCAUAGGCUGCUCACUGUUUACCAGACAUGCCCCUACAACCUUUACUUAGUAUUAGUAAAGUUGGCUGAAAGACCAAUUUAGGUCUUGCAGCCUUUUAGUAGAUAACUCCCUGAUACCGUGGGAAUUAGGGAGUUAUCUACUAAGCGGCUGCAAGAUGCAACUGCGGCAAUGAAUAGGAUCGGAGUUUCAUUCAUUCGAAUGAAAUUGCGAUCCGAACAAAAUGCCGAAUUGAGUUCUAAAAGAAACGAACAUACUGUUCUCAUUCAGUUAGAACGCAAUUCGGCAGUUUCAUGUAAAAUGACAGGAAGCAUCGCAGGAACACAGAGGAAAGGUAAGGAUCGUGGGAAGGAUCAUUGCUCUGACCAGCGGAAAUGAAGCACGCUUUGCUCCUCCGCUGGUCAGAGCUGGUCAAGCGGAGGAAUCCUCCAUAAGGCAAAGAGUCCCUACUUUGUCUUAUGAUUUUAAAAAAAAAUAAAGACAGGAAAAAAAGAACAGAUCCUGAGAGAGGGGGAGAAGAGGAAGAGAUUGAGGAAAGGUAAAUUCGGCAUGACAGUGCCGCUUUAAGGACGGAGGCAAUUGUACACGUUCUGAUCAAAAAACUUAAACAAAACGUGGAAUUUGCACUAUAUCUCUGUUUAACCAUAAUUUGUGUCUUUCAUAUUAAGUGCACCCACACUUCUUAUAUAUUAUUUUAUUCAGGAGAAACGGCUUUCAAUUUCAUUUCAAAUAUUUAUACAUGAAACAUAAUUUAGAAAUUAUGAAUUAAAUUUUAGAAAAAUUAAGAUUUUUAUUUUUAAAGUUCUGCAUGACACUUUAACUGUGAAUGUCAUAAUACUGUUAGGCUUUACUGCACAUUUCUGUUCAGCGAUGUCUCACGAGUACAUCAGUACUCCCUAUGUGCAGAUUUUAUGAGGUUUUGGAAAGUUACAGGGUCCCUUAUAAGACUUGCCCAUUUCUGUUUUUGCACUUUGAAAUUUGCCAGAUUGGUUAUGUUGCUUUUGAGACCAAAUAGGAAUGAAAAUUACCGCCAUCACGGCAAACCACGUGUAUAUAUAUAAUUUCUUUAUUUGUGCCAUUACUAAACAUUUUUACCACAGUAGGGGAACUGCCUGACAACCCAGGCAGUCCCCCUGCAGGCGAAUUAAAAAAUUUAGCUUUUUUUUUUUUUUUGUAUUGCAUAUUUUGUGCACUGUUUUAUACUUAUAGAAUUCUUCUUUGAAUAAAUAAACACUAAAAUCACUUGAGUAGAAGGAAAGCGCAACAGAAUAUAUUGUGUAACCUCAUACAUACAUACAUACAUUCCUCUUGCUUUUGAAUAGCAUAAAUAUUUCCUAUACAGAGAUAAAAAUAAAGUACAACAUAGUGUAAUCUGUAAAUAUAUUCUGUGAGUAGGUGUCAGAAUUCAGAACACUCACAAUUUUCUGAGCCCAUUAAAGUUGGCUCUGGACUUAUAGAGCAUGUGUGUCUCCUUAUGGACACAAGGUAGUUUCCUCCAAUGGUUGGGUCCCACAAAGUGUAAGAUUGUUGAAAUCAGGAACUCAGAAAUGUGUUAUGACAUUGCACGGCACGUGGAUCAUGCAUGUUUGACCCGCGGCAAUGAACUGGUGUAUUCAGAAGAGUGUGCAUCUACUCACCUCUUCUUGGAGUUCCUGAUUUCAACAAUCUUGCACUUUGUGGGACCUAAUCAUUGGAGGAAACUACCUUGUGUCCAUAAGGAGACAUACAUGCUCUAUAAGUCCAGAGCCAACUUUAAUGGGCUCAGAAAAUUGUGAGUAUUCUGAUGUUGCUUCCACUCUGCAUGGAGUCCAAGCCUUGUCCUAGCCCUUUUUUUUUAUUAUUAUUAUUAUUUUUUUAUUUUAUUUUUUUUAAUCCAAUUCAGUUUUCAGUUCAUGACACCAGGACUGACUUCUAUUUUAUAGCAGCCAUUAGCAAAUGAAAAACUUUAAACAUCUAUCAUUUUUAUCUGAACUUUGUCUAAUCCAUACUCAAAAAUGCUUUCACUCUGUUUACAUGCCCAACUACAGCAGUAGUUGGCUUCCAUUAAAAUUAAUUGUAAUAAAAGUAAAUUGUGAGUGUACUGUGCAAUUAAAGUUCAUAUUGUAUAAACACUGUAUAAUGGUGUAUGUGAAGUCGUCUUAACCCUGUAAAUUCAGUGGGAAAUGUAUGCUGUGUAAUUACUAUACAAAAGCUUUGUUAGCUACAUGGUAAAGCAGACAAAGAUGACAUACCUCAACCCGACGUAUGUAAAACUUACCUUACCAGCACUUCAUUGCUACUGGAUUUACUUUGAAUCUUAGUCUCUGGGUUCUGUGCAAAAUGUGCAUAGUCCCCUGAAAGUGACAGAUCUGCUUUAAAGAAGGCCUAAGUUGUUGAUGCUGUUUUGUUUUUAGUAUCAGAAAAAAUCUAAUUAACAAAGAUAUUCUUAAAUGUAUUAAUACAAGGAAAAACUUAAUUGCCAUUUUUUUUUGUUCUAUUUACUCAAGGAUUCUUUUCCCUUUUGAGAUAGUCUUCUAAAUUUGUGUAUUUAAAUUUUCUCUGAGAAAUUACUCAUUGAGAUAUAUAUAUUUCUUUUUAAAUUUCAUUUACACAGGUGGUGUUCAACAUUCAGUGAAUCGUAGGCAAAGUUGGAAGGGUUCAAAAGAGUCGCUAGUCCCACAGAGGCACAUCUCUCCCUUAUCUGACAGUGUUGUUUAUGGAUCUGAAAAUCCACCCACACAAGCUGAGAUGGGUAGACCCUUGUCAGGAUCUGGUUUUACUCAAUCACUUUCUGUAAAUGGCCAGAGGGUGAAUCCACCACCACCACCACAAGUAAGAAGUGUUACUCCACCACCACCCCCUCCACCUAGGGGACAGACACCGCCCCCAAGGGGCACAACUCCACCGCCUCCUUCAUGGGAUCCCAAUUCUCAAAAUAAACGAUUUUCUGGUAACAUGGAUUUUAUAAUUUCUCGCAUUUCCCCUGUUCCACCAGCAGGUUGGCAGGAAACAUAUCAGUCUGCUUCCAUGAACUCCACACAAAUGAUGCACACACCAUCUUCAGGUCAGAGGGCUAUGAACUCUGUGCCUGUUGGAAGGCAGCCCAUAAUUAUGCAGUCAUCCAGUAACAGUAAAUUUGGCUACUCUGUAAGGUCUGGAAUGCACAAUGGCAACGGACAGGCUGAGUUUAUAAGUCAACAAGGAGGUGGCAAUGUAGGAGGCCGUCAACCACCACCUUAUCCUAUGUCAAAUGGUCCAAGCACUGCUCCCUCACCUUCUGUUUAUAACAAUGGUAACCUGCCCCCAUCCAUGUUGGUUCCAAAUCGAAAUAGCCACAACAUGGAACUAUAUAACUUAGGCAUUCCAAGUCAUCCCACUUCUUGGCCCCAGUCCUCCUCUACCCAUUCACCACCUGGAAGUGGGCAUGAAAUUGCAUCUUGGCAACCAAAUAUCCCUGUCCGAUCCAAUUCUUUCAAUAAUCCUUUAGCAAGUCGACAGGUACAUCCUGCUAAUAGUCAGUCAUCUGCCACUACUGUGACUGCAAUCACUCCAGCCCCUAUUCAGCAACCCGUAAAAAGCAUUAGGGUGUUAAAACCAGAACUUCAGACAGCAUUGGCACCAGCCCAUCCAUCUUGGAUGGCACAAAAUGUACAACCAGGACAUAUUCCAGAAGUAGUAUCACAUGGCAACACAUUCCAGUCACCACAGGCUGAGGUACCAAAUUAUCAGGGGCCACCACCUCCAUAUCCAAAGCACUUAAUACAGCCAAACACUACUUUUUAUGAUACAGGACUUAAACCAAAUAAAGAAGAACCACAGACUGCAUCCCCAAAUAUACAAGAAGAAGUGGAGAGGAGUGCGGAAGCUUCUGUGGAUACGGUAGAGAAGGAAAAGAAGCAGAUAACCACUUCACCUGUACCAGUCAGAAGGAGCAAACGUGAUGAAGAGAGAAGGGAAUCUCAAAUUCAGAGUUACUCACCGCAGGCAUUUAAAUUCUUCAUGGAGCAACAUGUAGAAAAUAUCUUGAAAUCUCACCAUCAGCGGCUGCACAGAAAGAAACAGCUGGAGAACGAGAUGAUGCGGGUAUAAGUACUACAUUUGCAAUUUGUGUUCCAAAUAGAAAAGUUAAAGUUUGUAGAAUUAAUUUAGAUUUAAAAAAAAACCAAAACUUACAUUUUAAGGCAAAAAAAGCAGUGAUGCACAUGCAAUUAAUAACAUUGUGAAAAAUACAAUUUUUUUCCCAAAACAAACAUGGGCUCUUGGCAAGAGAACUUAUUUUCAAGAGUCGUUCACACUUUCACAUACAUUUUCCUUCAUACACAUGUCCCUGUAAGUCCCUGUCCUUUGUUUACUCAAUUUGUUGUUACACCUCAUUGGAUGGCUUGAUGAGAUGCACUGAAUAUUCACACCAGGAUUGCAAAUAGCUAAUACAAUUGUACUGAACUAUCUGCUGUGAGCAAGUUACAACAAGGUUUACCUGCAGCUUAAUAAAUAACAGAUGAGACACAAGACCAUAGCCUUGAGGAGGAAGUGGCCUGGCAAGAAAGCCAGGGCUUAAGCUGCUAUCAAACAUCCACCUACCAUAUUGCAAUGGGGGUAGUGACUGGAAGUUAUAUUAAUUUAGUGGAAUGACACUUGCAGGGUUAUUCAUUACAGUGAAAAUUAAAUGUGUAUUCAAAUUUAAGGCUAGAGUAGCCAAACUGAAAGCAUAACUGGCUUAGAGAUUUUUUUUUCCAGUUUGGGUAUUUUGACCUUAGAAUUUAAUUUCAUUUUAAUUCUUACUUUAGUGAAUAACUCUGCUAGACUAAAUAUGCAGUGAGUUGACACCAAUUCAAUUCCCCCAGAUGUGAGAUGGGAAGUUGCAGGGAAAAUAUACCACACAGUUACUCUUCACAUACACACCCAAGUAUUCUUGCAAUUCUCCACAUCAACAUAUUGACAUGCCACCUGAAUACAACCUUACGCACACGCACGCAAUAUGGGAUGGUGCCUAAAAAAUAAUAGACCGUGGGAGAGUGUUAAAAUAAUAGGAAAAGUGACUGUGAGGAAUGUCAUUUUGAUAAGAAGGGCAGUGAAUUGUAAAUGACACUAUUCUUCCAAAUGUUAUACCACACUUUAAACUCCUGCAUUAUACCCACAUCGACACUACAUUCUUGGGGAUUAAUCUGCAUCAAAAUGCUUGACACAUGGGGGAAUGUUAUUCAGACCUGGCUAGUUAAUUAAAAUUUGUAGAGUGUGUGUGUGUAUUUUGCAUUAUGCUCUAGUUGUGUUUACUGUAUUUUCUUAUCUUCUGUUCCUAUAAAACUAUAAAGGGGAUAUUUAACAGUAAAUGAGACAAUUAUAAAAUGUUACAGGGACAAUCGGUUGAUGAGGAUCCUGCUCAACCAAGUUUUCAAUCUUUGUCCUAUAAUUACAAUAAAAAGUAAGUUAUAAAAGUAAAUAUGAGCAAAUAAGAUGGCAUGUGAAUAGAUGCAGAUUAAUUAGCCAGUGGUGUUUUGGGGCAUUUAUGUGUUUGGGUGUGGGGUUUAAACAGUGUUGUAACAGUCACUCAUAUCAGUGGAGUUGAUAGAUUGGACUCCAAAUAGGUACACUGUAUUAAUUACAUUGCUAAAUUAAGCUCCUAUUUAUAGUGGACAUGUCAAGUUGUUUGUUUUAUUACGUUUGGUUAUCCCUUCCUUAUGCCCCCUGUAUGUUAUUGAUUACACUUCCUUGCCACCUCUCUUUGUUUCUAUUUAUCUUUUCUUCCUUUUGUUGGAUCUCAAUAUAUAGGAACAGCCAUUCUGUUCACCUCUUUCCAUAAAAUCUGCAGUUUCCCUUCUGUGCGAUUGAUUUGACUAAUGUACAAUGGGUCAAUUUAAUUGGCAACUGAAACGGAACCUUAAGGACAGCGGGCGUGCUAUGCACGCCCCCUCCGUUCUAUUUACUUACGCGGUCGCCGGCGAUCGCGGUGGGGGGGACUCACCUGGCAUCCCAGGGAGUCCCCUGAUGCCGAUUCGGCCCUCCUGGGCUAUGUGAUUGUGAGGUCCUUGCCUCUCCAGUGCCUCCACCAGUGCCUCUCCCGAGAUUGUCUGGACCCACCCCUACAUUUUUAAUGCACUAUGAAUAGAAAUAUGCAGAGGGUCAAAAAAACUGAACAAUAUAUAAUAUAUAAUCCUUGUUUGUAGAAUUUAUUUUCCUGAUGUUGCUCACCUCUUGAGUCUACUGGCACUGAAAAACUCUUUACCUCUUAACCAGUAUAGGCCACAAUGUUAUAUUUUUGAAUAAGAGAGAGAGAGUUUUUUUUAAAUUAAUUUUUUUUAUGAUAUAUAUAUAUAUAUACUGGUAUUUUAAUAUUUUGAAAAAAUUAUUUAAAACAUGUAUCCCACAAUAUAUUAGAUUUAAGAGUGUAUCCAUCAAUAAUAAAUUGAUGCCAUAUAGUGCUGUAACUAUUGUGUAUCAGCUUAAAGAACUCAUUUGAAAAGGCAUUCCACUAUAUGUUUCCGUUUGGGAUUCAAAAUUGAAGUACUGUAUAUACUCGAGUAUAAGACGAGUUUUUCGGCACAUUUUUUUUGUGCUGAAAAACCCCCACUUGUCUUAUAGUCGAGUGAGUAUCUGUAUUAUGGCAACUUACAUUGCCAUACUACAGACCAGGACCGCCGGGCCCAUUACAAGCCCGGCGGUCCUGUUGGGGGCUGGCAGGAAGCCGGACCGGAGGAGAGAGAAGGGAGCUGACAGUAAACGCUUCCUGCCAGCCCCCUUCUACACAGUGCACACCACUGGACCACCAGGGAAUGAGAGCCCCCCUCCCUGGCCAGCUAACAAGCAGGGAGGGGGGAUGAAAAAAACCCCAUAAAAAUGUAAAUAAAAUAACAUAAAAAUAUUAAUAUAAAAAAAAUUAAAAUAAUAAUAUAAAAAUAAAAAUGCCCACCCCCCACCAAGGCUCUGCAUCACAUACACACACACAUUGCACUCAUUCAUACACACACUGCACUCAUACGCACACACUGCACUCAUAUAUAUAUAUAUAUAUAUAUAUAUAUAUAUAUAUAUAUAUAUAUAUAUAUAUAUAUAUAUAUAUAUAUAUAUACACACACUGCAUUCAUUAUAUACACACACUGUAAAUAAAUAUUCAAUUAAUAUAAUUAUUUGGGGAUCUAAUUUUAUUUAGAAAUUUACCAGUAGCUACUGCAUUUCCCACCCUAGCCUUAUACUCGAGUCAAUAAGUUUUCCCAGUUUUUGGGGGGUAAAAUUAGGGGUCUCGACUUAUAUUCGGGUCGACUUAUACUCUAGUAUAUACGGUAGUUCCUAUCUGUAGGUGUCAUAUGCAGAAUGUUCUUUGCAAAAAGCUCAACACCUCCCAUUGUGCACUUUAAGAAAUUCUAUCAAUUCUAUUUUUGCAAUGAUUGUUGGUUAUAUAAUUAUAAGUAUAAAUGAUAACCCAUGUGUUUACAUUGGCACCACAAAUCUCUCAUGUACAUCAGUCAUUAUUAUUGCACCUAUAUUGUAAAGAUUUUUUCUUUUUAUAUGAAUAACUGAUUACACAAAAACAUGUUCUCCUUUAAUACAUGAUGCGUUUGUUUUUGUUUGAACAGUGAGGCCUUUUCUCAAUCUGUCAGAUACGUGUCUCUUAGCCUCUUUUCCUUUCUUCCUUUCCCCCCUUCUCACUCACUAACAGAUGGUUUAAAAGUGUUAAGAUUGGAGCUUGGCUGACCUGUUCAAGCCUCCAUUACUGGGUAGGCAAAUAAUUAUUGGCAUUCUGAUGAAAUAAGAAUAGCAUGACAUUCUUAAGCCUCUGCAUGGCUUAUCUGUGAUAAUGUAAGCAUGGAGUUAAAGUGGCUCUGUAACAGCCAUAUAGUUUUUUGUUUUGUUUUUUUGGUCCCCACAAUCGUUUAACUAAAUUCUCCCUCCCCCCAUCUCUGAAAUCCUGUAUAUUCUAAAUGAAUAAACCGCCAUCUUCUAAUUACUGGCAGUUCUAUAACGUUACUGCCUUCUUCUGCACUGAGUACGAGUUUUAAGUCUUGAGCGUGUUUUAUGGACGCCAUUAUUUUAUUUUAGCUAGUUUUUGGUUGCUCUAUAAAGAAGUGCAGAUAUGCAUACCCAGUAAGCCAUGGGUAAUGAAAAUGGUACCGGGCAAGGGUAACCCUUGAAAACAAUUCAAAAUGAUCUCACAAGGUUGUGGAGGAAGGACUUGACAAAUGAACUGGAGCUUCCUCAGGUUCCAGCCUUUCUCAAGAUUGGCAAGCAUAGGAAAAAUAAGACAAAGUAGUCCCUAUUUUGUCUUAUGUUUUUAAGGAGGAAUAGAUCAGAAAGGGGGGAAAAAAAGAACAUUCUGAAAGAGGACAAGAAAAGGAAACAAUAGGAGCAAGGUAAGUUUGGGGUGACAGAGCCACUUUAACAGUCAAUACAUUCAUGUACAUUUACUUCCGAUACCACUUAAUACUCUGCUAUUUGAGUUUGCAAAGUUCACAUUUGUUUUUCACAUUCAUUUAACUAACUUAUAAUGUUGCUUGCUAUUUACUUCCCUGUAUUAUAAAUUUGUUUACUGACCAAUUUUACAAUACUUUUUUUUUUUUUUUUACGUUUAAUGCAUUUUGCCAACAAACCAAAAACUCUGUAUGUUUUGAUUUAACAUGGCCUCCUUUUGUAUUUAACGAUCAUUUCCACUCCCAACUAACUUAAUGACUAGUUUUGACAUGACCGAUAUUAAUUUCUUAUAACAUAGUCUGCAGCACUAUCAAACUUAAGGGGUAGAUGUUUCAGUGGUGUAAUCAGCAGGCAAUGCUUAUGUGAUAGGGAGAACACUAACUUGAUAGCAAAGUAAGGGGUACUGUAAGUGCCAAAAUUAAUAUGUCCCUCUGAAAUGGUUGUGGUGCUUUUUUUUUCUAUUUUUUUUUUCUUUUUUUUUACAUUUACACGUUUUACAAGUACAUCAUUAAUUUUUAUACUUCACAAUUGAGUUGUCUAUUAAUUUUGCUUAUAUGUUGGAGGGCCAAGGUACAGCUGCUGCAGCCAGCCAUUUCUUAAACCUAUAUAAUAUUGUUUUACUACAUAAGAGGUCAAUUAAAAGUUCAUUGAUAGUUGUAUUUUUUAUAUAAAUACAGUGCAGCACUGUUGCACAAUAAUGUAUCCUAAAGAAAUCUAAAUGGUUUCUGAAUAAAGUGUUUUUCGUAAACUUCUACCAUUCAUAUGUUAAUUGGAAAGGAAAUGAUCUGCACUCUGUAGGCGGCUGUUGUUGAUAUACUAAAUAAUACUGAUCUUUGCUUGAUUUUUCAUCCCAUUAAGAUGAAGAAAAAUACUUAUUUUACCUGUUUGAAGUUCUUUUGAAGUAUUUGCAGUCUAAUUUAAUACUUGUUUUCAUUAGGUGGGCUUAUCACCUGAUGCUCAGGACCAAAUGAGAAAAAUGCUGAGUCAGAAGGAGUCAAAUUACAUACGUCUUAAAAGAGCUAAGAUGGACAAAUCAAUGUUUGUUAAGAUCAAGACACUUGGCAUUGGAGCAUUUGGGGAGGUAUGUCUGGCAAGGAAGACAGACACCAAUGCUCUUUAUGCCAUGAAAACGUUGAGGAAGAAAGAUGUUCUAUUGCGUAACCAAGUGGCACAUGUCAAAGCUGAGCGUGAUAUCUUGGCAGAGGCAGACAACGAAUGGGUUGUAAGACUCUACUAUUCUUUCCAAGACAAGGACAAUCUUUAUUUUGUUAUGGAUUAUAUUCCUGGUGGAGACAUGAUGAGUCUACUUAUUCGCAUGGGAGUGUUUCCAGAGGAUCUGGCCCGGUUUUACAUUGCUGAACUGACAUGUGCUGUUGAAAGUGUCCACAAGAUGGACUUUAUCCAUCGUGACAUUAAACCAGACAACAUCCUUAUUGACCGUGAUGGCCACAUCAAGCUGACCGAUUUUGGACUCUGUACUGGUUUUCGAUGGACACAUGAUUCAAAGUAUUACCAAAGUGGUAAGUAUAACUAGGCAAUAGACAGAUACCAAUCGUUCUUUUGUGUUGCUUUGCUCAUGUUGUUUACAUUGCAAGUGACCAGUGUUUUAGAGGAAACACUCUUCAAAUAUAAAGCACUUCAUCAAACUAAAAUGCCCUAGAUCAGCAGUUCCCAACCUGUGGCACACAUACCUCCAUGGGUAUGCGGGGAAAAAUAUUGGUAAUUGUGGUUCUACUGCUGAAGAAGGGUGCUGCUAGAGGGUGUCCUGUCACUCAGUAGACAUGUCCCAUCAGGGGCCAGGUCGUGCACUGUGGCGCUAUAACUGCGCGAGCAGGCCUCCUUAUCUGCAGGAAGGAAGUGAGAGCCGGUCACUUCCUCCUUGUUGACACAUCCAGUCACAGGGGUGGGGAGCAAGCUCUUAACACCAAACAGCCACAGCCAAAAUAAUCCACCGUCCUGCACCCAGAAGGUAGGAAACUGGAUGGUGGCUAAAAUUGUGACCUGUAUGUGUGUUUUUGUUUGUCUGUAUCUGUUUCUACAUGUCAGUGUGUGCAACUGUGUGUCAGCGUUUGUGUCUGUUAAUCUGCAUAUGUGUCAGUGUGUGUAUCUGCAUGUGGAUCAAUGUGUGUCUGUGCAUCUGUAAAUGUUUUGUGUGUGUAUAUAUGUAUAAAUAUACACACACACCAGUGUACUCUGGGGUCUGUAGAAAAUAUAGAUGCUUUUAUUCAGCACAAAUCACACAUCAAUGUUCCAGUCUAACCGGACUUUUCUCAAGACCUUAGUCUUGUGAAAAGUCCGGUUGGACUGAAACAUCGAUGUAUAAUUCAUAUACAUCAACAAUAUAAUUCCUGUAUUAUGGCUGGAGUUAGCAACUGGGGAAAUUCUAAAGAACAGCGACUUGAGUGCUGGGUUCGUGGUUUGUGUAUGUAUGUGUGUGUGUGUGUGUGUGUGUGUGUAUAUAUAUAUAUAUAUAUAUAUAUGUAUAUGUGUGUGUCUGUAUAUAUAGCGAGCAAGCGCGCGCCUGGGGCAGAGAAAAGCAUAUAAAAUUGAAAUAACAGCAACUAUAUUAAUUUAAACCUUUCGCUAAUAUGAGGGGUACAAUCUAUAAAAAUGGGCUGUCAAGGGGUACACACGUGAAAAAAGGUUGUGGACCACUGCUCUAGAUGUUUAAAAUGUCCCUUUAUGUUUCUCUUUCAACCCCUAACUCUAUCUCUGAGACAUCUAGCAAUAUGCUGGACUGUUUUCAUGAGACUUCUGUAGUUACUAACCAUUCCUAAAAUGUGGGAACUAGGAAAUAACUUUUUAGCUCUAUAUAUGCAAGCAAUAUGGCUAACCCAUUAUAUAGGUAAAAUUAUAAUCCUAAAGUUUUACGGAGUUACACGGGUUGGGAACUGUGACAGAGCUCCAGUACUCCGACCAAGUACCUCUGCCAAGUCUGCUACCUUUUGGUUAUCCGGGACCCUGGAGCACUUCAUAUCCAGUCACCAAGGCUUGUCUGGGAUCACUGAGUGCCUUUUCCACCCUGGACCAGGCUAAUGUGCUUACAGCCCUGGACACACGUUUAAUCAGCAGAUUAUAUCCCUUUCCUCAAACACCAGAUGACACAUGGUGGAAGUUAAAACAGCAACUGACUUAGCACACAUAUUUUAAGCCCCCAACAGCCUCAUUUACAUACAAUGGUGCAUAGAGCACUAUAGUAAAAGGAAGGGUGGGAUUAGACAAUAGCAAGGGCUGAUGGGAGAUUGAGGAGGGACAAAGCAGCUAGUUUAAACUAUCUCUGGGACACCGCCGUGCUAGGGAAACAAUAGGACAGGAAAAAGGGGAAGCAGCACAGACCAGCAAUACAUGCAACAUACCCUGCAGUGAUAAUGGGCACAGGGUGACCAAUAUACAAAAGGAAUCUGAGGACCCACACAUAGUUUUUGUUAAAUGAACGUGGGGGUGUACGGACAGCCGAACAAAAGAGAAUAAAAGUGUAGCUACAGCAUCUGUUCCGCUACAGGGACUUUAUGCGACAAUGGCUGCCCAGUCACUAAUUUAAAAGGUUUAUUAGCUAUGACCCCAUCUGUCACAAAUAGUACUUAAAAUUGAGAAGAAGAUGACAAGCUCCUAACCCUAGGGUGUGCAUGGUAAGAUAUUUAAAACGUAACUUUUAAUGUAGUAAAUAAUAAAGAGAAUAUGAAUAUAUAUAUAUAUUUGUGUAAGGGGCAAUUAGCUGUAUAUGGAGUAAGGUUCAAGUGAGAAUGUAGGAUAAAAUAAAAGAGCAAAGUCGGUUCUGGUGUGCCGAUACCGACGAUACGGUAGGCCUGUAAAUAAAGAGGGCAAAAAUUGAAUAACCAAAGAUUUUAUACAGUCAACAAUUAUCCAGACAUUUCUUAAUUCUUGUGUAGGUUUUGGUAUAUAGGUUGUGUAGGCGGAUGACUUCCACCACCCCAAUGACUUAAUGAUAUGUACCGGUAUGUUUGCGCUGGAAGCUGUGGAGGCCGCCCCUAUGAGGAAGCAGUGACCUGAGUAGAGUGAAGGGUUAAAACCUAGCAUGGUUAACAGAGAUCUGAUGUAUCGCUUGAAAGUCUUAGUAGUGAGUACAGAGCAUUUUAGUGAGAAUAGGUGUAGUAAUGGUGUUGAUGGGGUAAGUGAAAGGUAGUAAUCUAGAACUGUUACUGGACACCAUUUGUUGUGGGUAGGGAAAUAAGUGAUCUCCACUGGAGGUGCGUGUUGGCUUGUUUUUGACUGAGGUAGGGACAGUAUGUAGUGAUCCAUGUGGUGGUGGUAAUAGUGAAUUCCCUUGGCCUGAGGAACCCGUAGAAUGCUAUGUACAUGGCAGCUUUGAUGACUGUGUUGGUAGUAGAGUGAAAAGGUUUGGAGUCUAAUAGGUCGGAUAAUGACUGGAAAAGUGUGUUAUCUAUAGGUAAUCUCUGUGGAGGACAUGGAGGAACGGAUUGCUGAAUACCUCUGAGUAUGUUCUUUACCUGAUAAGAUGACCUAAAACUAUGUGUAUUGGGUUGUAGAGUUAGCAUAUGAUGCUGAAUGCCUGUCAGAUAUAAUUUGAUUGUGUUGUAAGAUAAGUGUAAUUUAAGGUGGCAAAAAGAAGCGAAGGCUAUAAUAGAUGUCAUGACGAAAGGUUGUGUUAUGUCGUGGUCAGAUAGGAAUCUUGUGAAAAGUGUGAAGGCUCUGUUGUAUGUUUUGUGAGUGUUGGAUGAUAGUGCUAAUUUGGACAGAUCCCUGCUAUGUUGCAUGAUUAGUUCUAGUCCAUGGUUAGCUACUGGAACGGAGGGGCGGCUGUGGCUGCUAGUGCUGCUGACGGGAGUGCUUGCUGAAAAGCCCGAAAGUUGAAACGAGACAGACUGUCAGCUGCUAUGUUAGUAAUGCCUGGUACAUGAAAGCAGAUCAAGUAAAAAUUGUGACAUGCUGCUAACCACGUGAGUUUCCUGAGAAAUCUCAUGAUUGUUAGGGAUGAUGAACGGCUUUUGUUGAUGAUGUGACAUGUUGCUUGGUUGUCUGUGUGGCAACGGACUGACAAGUCUGACCAUAAAUGUCCCCACGCCACGGCAGCUGCUACAAUGGGAUAAAGCUCAAAAAGAGCUGAGGUUGUAAAAAAGCCUUCUAAGUUAUAGACUUCUUCAGGCCACUUACCCCAAAGAUUGCUGCGAAACCUGUGGUAGACGCCGCGUCUGACCAUAUGGUUGGAGACGUAUCAGUCACCUCUGGUAGGAACAAGCUUUUACCAUUCCAGGUGGUCAAGAAUUAUUUCCACAUGUAUACGUCUGCCGUGGCGUGCGCAUCCAAGGACAGUCUAUAGUUGUCGUGUUUGAAAUGUGUAAAAAGACAGAAGUCUGGAUAUGAAAGCACGCCCUUGAGGAAUAAUGCGCAUGGCAAAGUUCAAGGAACCUAUGAGGGAUUGAAGUUACUUGCGGUUGCAGUUACCCUGCAAAAUGUAAUGGUUGAUGCUGUUGAGUAUGUUUGUGACUUUCUCUUGUGGUAAACUAGCUUGCAUAGAGGCAGAGUCUAGUUGUAUACCUAGAAAUGUAAUGAUUGUAUUUGGGCCUUCAAUUUUCUUGUUGGAUACUGGGACUCCCAGGUGGUCAAACAAGACUAAUGGUUGCUUUGAGACUCCUGGGGGGAAAAGCGUUUUCUUCAAUCAGUAAGAAAUCAUCCAGAUAAUGGAUGACUAUGGGGCAUCUAGAAAUGUUGAGUAACAACCAGCAAAGUAUUUCUGCAAUAGUGUCGAAGAUUUUGGGGCUACUUUUUGACCCCAAGGUUAAGCGGGAGAAAAAGUAAUAUUUAUCUGCCCAUUUGAUGCCAUGUAAGUGCCAUAGUGUGGGGUGGAUAGGUAGUAGUUUAAAGGCAUUUGUAAUGUCUGUCUUACUUAGCCAUGCUCCGAUCCCUGCUUGCAUAAUGGCUGUAAUGGCAUGGUCUAUAGUGGCAUAUUGUAGGGAAAACUCUUCGGAGGGAAUAAGAGAGUUCAGACUCGGUGUAGAUGAGGUAUGAGGGGCUGACAGAUCUAUGAUGAGUCUCUGCUUGAGGGAAGAUUUCCCUAUGACUAUCCCAAUGGGAUUUUUGCACCAUGCCGUUAAAGGUGGGGUUUUAAAAGGCCCAAACAAAAACCCCUCUGCCAGCUCUUGGGCUAAGAGUGUAUCCACGGCUGUUGGGUUUUGUUGUGCUGAUUGUAAAUUUGGACAUUCCAGUUGGCCUGUGGGCAUAUGUAUAAUGCCUGUAUGGAACCCCUCUGAGUAGGGAUCGACCGAUAUUGAUUUUUUAGAGCCGAUACCGAUAAUCUGUUAACUUUCAGGCCAAUAGCCGAUAACUUGCCGAUAUUCUGUACAUUUACCAUUUUGAAAAAAUAAACUAUUUCUAAAAGGUAAAUGCACAAAAUAUAAAAGCCACAUGCACUGGAUGCAGUGUGUUUAGACAGUGGAGCUGUGUAUAUUUGUGUAGUGUAUAUAUAAUGAAUGCAGGGUGUGUUUGUGUAGUGUGUAUAGUUAAUGCAGUGACUGUGUAGUGUGUAUAUAAUGAAUGCAGAGUGUGUGUUUGUGUAGUGUGUGGUGUAUAAAGGGAAUGCAGUGUGUGUGUGUGUGUAAAGUGUAUGCAGUGUUUAGUGUGUAUAGCGAAUGCAGUGUGUGUAGUGUGCGUAUAGUGAAUGCAGUGUGUUUGUAUAGUGUGUGUAUAUAAUGCCUACAGUGUGUAGUGUGUGUAUACAAUGUAGUGUUUGUAGUGUGUGUGUAUAUAUGAUGCAGUGUUUGUAGUGUGUGUGUGUAUAUAUAAUGCAGUGUUUGUAGUGUGUGCAUUAAACACACACACACACAUUACAUUAUAUACACACACACACUAAAUUAUAUAGACACACUACACUAUAUACACACUCUGCGUUAUAUACAGUGUGUAGUGUGUGUGUGUAUAUAAUGCAGUGUGUGUGUGUGUUUUCCUGAAGGGAUGUGAUUUGUGUAAAAUGGGGUGGGGGAGGCAUUUUUUUAUUUUCAUUUUUAAUGUUUGUUUUAUUUUAUUUUUUAAUAUUUAUGUUUAUUUUAAUUUGUAAUAUUUGUUUAUUUUAAUUUUUAAUAUUUGUUUAUUUUUUUUAUGCUUAUUUUUAAUAGUUAUGUUUUAUUAUUUUUGUUACCUGCUUGUUACCUGGUCAGGGAGGGGGGAUAUGACAGUCCCUGGUGGUCCAGUGGCAUUGGCUGAGCUGGUGAAUACACUUUCCGCUCCAGCUCCCAGUGUAAAUCUCGCGGCCCUUAGUGCCUGACGGUCGCUGGUCUCGUGAGAGUUACACUGGGAGCUGGAGGAGCUGCAGGGGAGGUAAGUAAACGCUACCUGCGCCCCCGCCUCACCCCCCCCAGGACCGCCGGGCUUGUAAUGAGCCUGGCGGUCCUAGGAGGUAUUAUCGGCAAUAUCGGUAUCUAUAUUGGCCGAUACCGAUAUUGCCAAAAAUACAGAAUAUCGGCCGAUUAUAUCGGUAAAACCGAUAAUCGGUCGAUCCCUACCUCUGAGAUACUAGAUAUGAGAAAAUUUACCGUAUGUCUGGAAGGGUGAUUGGUUAGUAGUGCUGAGAAGACAUGAAUUUUAACAGACGUUAGGUAUGGUUUGGGGUACAUUUUAUUAGAACACAUGGUUUUUGCAUGUGCCCUGAAACAAUGUGAACAAAUAUGCAAUAACCUGCAUGCACUAAAGCUACAUGUGCCCACAUUGAAAUUAUUGCACACCUGUGAUUUACCAAAGAAAAUGAUAGGACGACCCAGUUUGUCCCUGGUGGUUCUCUUAGUUCUACCCACGUAGCUGGUGCUAGGUGACUGAUUACGGUCGUCUGCCGUGUGAGAACAAAAAUUGGUAGUGUGAGUAGUAGAAGAGCAGGAUGCACAAGCUGGUGUUUUGAGACCUGCCAAGUGUCUACAGAAUAGCUCUGUAUCUAGUCUGCUCCAGUUGAUACGGGUAUCAUACUGAGAGAGAGCACCAGACACCUAGUGGAAAAAGACUUAUGGUAGUCGUAAAAAGCAGACCCACCAUAUUUGUUCCCCAGGUCCACCAACUUGUGCAUAUACCGAUCAAACUCUUCCCUUCUAUUAGGGUACACUUCACAAAUUACAUCUCUAAAUAUACCAAAGGCUAACACAAAUUCUGGAAUGGUCAGUUUCCGGUUUAACCUUGCGUCUUUGGAUCUUUACACCACAGAUACUUCUUCAUACAUAUAGGUCUUAUUCUCUACCACAUCCUAGGAGGCAAUUAGUAGGGAUGCUAGGUUGACAUCUUUGCCUUCCAGGAUGUCUCUCUUAAUGUGGGCUGGGAUAGUGUGUGCAGGGUCAACAUCCUGAUAAUCUGAAGAGAUAAUACCCAUGGUUCGGUUGGUGCCUGUUGAGCAGAAUCAGGAAGACCAGCCUUGGUGAGGGCUGUGGUGACUGCCUCGAGGUUAGCCAGUCUGUCAUUGACCUUGCCCAUAGAGUUCAUGAGCGAGGCCAGCACAGCCUGGAUAUCACCUGAGUUGGUGUUGCUGGGGUCUUCCCCUGCUUCCGUGUUGUCGAUUGUAGUGCUUAGGAGUUUGACUAGCUCCGCUUUCCUUGCUGUGGCAGGGUAGGGGAUUUGUCGACUCCUUAACUCGGUGGUGAUGCGUGGGAUCGUCCAGGAUCUGAUUGAUGCCGGACUGGCAAUAUCUCCCCUACGAGAGGGUGUCUCAACCCUAGUUGGGGUGCCAUGAAGAGAUAGCUCUUUAUCACCUUCAUGAGACAUACUUGAAUAAAAUGAGAGAUAACAUUAUUUGAAACCCAGUAGUUUAAUACUGGCUUACUAGCUAUGCCGUGAGGCGAAACCAUUAUGCUUAUUGUUUUGGUGACAGGUGAGGCCCUGCUAGUUGGCAAGCGGCUUGAGAGGCUCUAUCUAUGGUUGUAUGGCCAUUAGAUGGAGACAAAGUAUGACCAUGCCAGAAGAUAAAGAUGGUCAGAAACAAAAAAAGAGAUACUUGGUCGUCUAUUGACAAUAUAUACAAUGUUGCAAAAAAGAAAAAUGUGAAGAGUCAAACUAUAUACAUAAUAUAUACAUAUACUAAGGUUUUCUCUGGGAUUUGUUGAGGGAAAUAAUAGCAAGCUGAACUGUGUGACACCAGUAAUAGAAGAUAGUAAUCUGGUGGAGAAUCACAGCGAUAUAUAGCAAACAUCACCAGAAUGCAAAAUAGUAUUUAACGUAAUGGUAGCUAUACUUAGCCGGGGGAAACCUCGGCAAGUAGAGAUACAGUAACAGAACAGCAGCUACUAAAGUUUGUGAGGAGUGAAGUCCUAAAGAGGACUGUUGGUAAAGAGUAAGCAAAUAGUAGUUAUGGUAUUGGUGAUAAUAUCGGUGUGCUGCUUGUCACAAUACUAAUCUGUGCUUUCAAGGGCACCUAUGCUAGAAUCUGCAGACUAAGUCUGUCACAUGUGCGGAAUGCCAAUCAAAAUCACCAUACUAAAGUAAAUGAUAAUGUCAAAAAAGGUGGGAAGGUAAUUCUGCUAGAAUGAUUUCCUAAUCUGUGCCUUCAAGGGCACCUGUGUAGGUAAAAAGGUAAGUCUAUCUAUCUAUGUAAAGCAGAGCACCUAGGAAGAUCAAAUCACCUGAGUUAGACCACAGCUGAAGAAUGUAGUUAAAGGAAGUCUACUGUGAUACAUGUGCUGCUUGCACGCCUGUCACAUAAAACGGUCAGUGAAAAAUCUGCAGACUGGCCAUGGGUGGAUGGUGGAGCCCCGACGCGCGUUUCACCGGUUGGGCAGCUCUUCAGGGAGCCUGAUAAACACUUGCUGAGAAACACACACACACACUUUUAUUUUCCAAUUUAUGUCCAAACAACCUUUCUACCUUUGGGUAAGCUGUAGUGGAUCCUUUCCUUGGGGUCCAGUGGGGCUGUUAUAAUCUUCAAGCUCUCCUUGCUCUACUCCCUAUCCCGGCAUCACUGCAGAGCACAUGAGGAAGCAUAGAAUGAAGAAGAUAACGGCUCCCUCCUUCGCCGCCUAAAUUCAUCCUUGCUGGACUGCCUCUGCCGAACAGGCUGAUAAAUACCCCAGCGCCAGGACAAAAUUCUUAGGUGCCACGGCAAUAUGGCACCUGGGAUUUGUCAAACCUUCCUCCAGCACUGACUUUCUUUAUAGAGAAACAGACUCCUAUUCCAUGCCACAUUGCAUUUGUAGAUUGAAAUUGUCUGCAUUAUAGCAGGAUGAAGAUCAGACUCUGAACUUGCCAUAGUGCCAGUACUUUGUAUGGCAAAAACAGUGUGUUUUUUAAUGGCUAACACAUCUGCUGCACUUUUAACUAAUCACUAUCACAUCUGUAUUAUUAGUACGACUAGAAAAGGAAAUGCCUUGGGUGCAGAGGAAACCUUCCAUCUUUUUUUUUUUCUUUUUCUUCAAAUCAAUGUUAAAGGACCCAUUGGAUCUUUGAAUUUUAAUACACUACACUAAAUAGUAGUGAUUAUGCUGUUUUAAAGGGCCCCACAAAAAAUUCACUGAAAACUCUUUAACAAAUGUUCAUGAGUGAAAUUUUGUUUUUACUAAGCAUUAUAAUUAAAGUUUACGUCUCAAAUAUAUGCAAGCCAGAAAAUGUAAAGUGGAUGUAGGACUUGUGGGAUUGUUUAAAUCUAUCCUUUAAUUUACUAAGCACAUUGAGCUUAAGUCUGUUUAGUUAAUGCUUAUCAAUUAUCAAUCCAAUCAGCAUGCAAGAUUGUUAAUUUUAUUUUGUUUUAGUGCUUUUGGAUUAUAAAGUAGUCUUCCUUUUUUUUUUUUUUUUAUCUUCAGCUAGAAUAGUAGCUGUACUAUAUGGUAAAAUACAAAAAAAGGUAUAUACAUUGUACUGAAUUAUGAUUCAUUAUACAUUUUAUCUUAUUGUUCUCUUAGGUGACCAUUUAAGACAGGAUAGCAUGGAUUUUAGCAAUGAAUGGGGAGAUCCGGAAAACUGCAGAUGCGGGGAUAGACUUAAGCCUCUUGAGUGGCGAGCAGCCCGACAGCACCAGCGUUGCCUGGCUCAUUCUUUGGUUGGAACUCCUAACUACAUAGCACCAGAGGUGCUCUUGCGUACAGGUAGAGUACUUUUUAUGCUGAAAUGUGUUUCCUUGUUUAUUUAGCGGGUACCUUAACAUACUCUCAAAGAAAGCGAGUGUGUAAUUUUUUUUUAGUUCUGUAUGUUUUCUUUGGAGUUUAUGAAAAUAAUUGCUUGUGAGCUGUCCUAAUUUCCACUGAUACAGACUUUCAGUUUGUGCUGAAGAGUACUGAAAUCAAAGGCUUCCUGUUGAGAAUUCUAUGUGCUAGAGCUGCAAAUUGUCAGGAUAUUUAUAUCGACAGACAUUUUGUGCUAAGAUAGAAAUUAAAAGUGUAUAUUGCCAGAACAGAGUGGACUCCAUUUUGGAUUUCAGGCAAGACAGACACAAAACUUCUUUCCUUUCUGUAACUAGCCACUAGCCUGAGCUAAGGAAUGCAUUAUAUAAACAAGCCAAGAGAUAAGCAAUGAAGCAGGGGGAUGGAAUAGAAAUAAUUUUAAACACAGACACUAGUGACAGAGAAGACGAAGUAAUUAAUUUUACUUUCUAAAUUUUACAAGAUCCCAUUGUAAGUAAGGGGUGAAAUUGAGUUCAGAACUGUCAAUAUUAGAAAUUACGAUCAAAGUCGUUGCCACAAAGACUGAGGCAAACGCUUUGAACUGACAGCAAAUUUAAGUUAUAGUAGUCAUUUUAGAUAAGCCAAAUGACGUCAAAAUCGUCAUCAGGAAAAGUUAUCUCUUUCCUGGAUAGGAAGGUUUAGUAAGGCGAGACUGCCCUCUAUGGAUCAAAUACCUAAAUUGCGAUCUGCAGGUUGACCACACCUUCAGUAUCCUAUUGGCCUUAUCAACUAAUGACGUACAGAGAGUCUGGCCCUUUAAAAGUUAGGACAAAGGGAAGAGAGAGGUUAGUUUUGGGCAUUCAGAUUUGGACAUUCAGAGAGAUCCAGGACAGAUAUUCAAGUUCAAACUCUCUUGGACACAACUCUAGAAACACUCCUUGACACUUAGAAUAUUACUGAUACUUUCUAACCAACAUCACUUUUCUCUAUUACUUACACACCUCCAUACAACCAAUCAUACUUGCAUCAAGUUCCUGGGACUACCUACUCAUCUGAUGAGAAAAUCUACAUAACUGGUAAUUAUGCUGGUUUUAUUUAAUUAAUCUAAAUUAAUUAAAAUCUAAAAGCAUGAUAUAUGACUGGAUAAAUCACGGUCAGAUUUCAAAAUUUAGAAAUCUUAAUUAACUAAAGAAUAUAUAGUUAUAAAAAUUCCAUUCUGCAGGUGGAAUUAAGAAUAAUUAUAUAUUAAUGUGAUAUUAUCAAGUGUUAGCAUACCGCUGUUUUUAUCCAGGUGUAUUGAUUUGCUCUAAAAUAAGAUAUCUUUUUAAGCAAAUUAAAAUUCGGCUUUUGUAAAAAUCUGGUAGAUUAUUCUUAUUGGAUGGUUCCAGGAAAUGAUUAAUGAGCUGGUUCGAAUGUUAUUUUAAUUGAAAAUUACAUGAGAAUAGGAUACUAUAUGCCUAGGAGGAUCUAGCCAGCAUUGAAAGGGUUACUCGGUUGAUUUAACUGUUAGCCAAGGAUUUAUGGCUGGGCUGUGUGAAGUUUUGCUUUUUGUGUCUGAGAAGUACCCAUUAAUCUUGUCUUGACAGUUGACGCUGUAGCUUUGUACUAUGUUUAGCCAUUGUAUAUGACGUUGUACUAAAAAUAUUCACUGAUUAAUAUCGUGCAUGCUGCCUAAUAUUAUUAUUAUUUUAUUUGUCACAAUAAAUUAUAUCUAUUUUUAUAACAAAUUGUGAUUUUAUUUCUAUGGAAUACAUUUCACUUAUAUGAUAACGAUCUCUAAGAUCUAAGAGAAUUGAAAUAGUGGGCAAUUCUCAACUGUAUAAUAUUAUCAUCCCAUAAAUAUCCCCACAAAAUGUGUGCACACAAUAGUAGCUUUUUAAUACUUCUCAAGCAUUGGAGUACCGCUCAUUGAAAAGGGAGAAAGGCAAGCACGCGGUAGCCCCACCUCCAUGGUAGAGGUCAUCAAUCUUGACAAUAUCAGCUAAUCCAAUGCUUCCCCAUAGGAAAGCAUUGGUAGACUAUUGUGCAUGCACGGCAAAAUGCCACUGCGCCAAUCUAACUUCUCAUAGAGAUGCAUUGAAUCAAUGCAUCCGUAUAGGGAACAUAAGCAUACAUGCUGCACGGUGUGAAACACUGACCCAGGAAGCACCUCUAGAGGCAGUCUGUGUGACUGUCGCUUGAGGUGGAACCAGGCAGCAAUGUAAACUACGCCUUUUGUAUGAAAAGUCAGUGUUUACAUUUAAAGGCGUUCAGUGAUAGGAUAUUAACUUCAGAACAACUACAUUAAGAUGUAGUGGUUCUGGUGACUAUAGUGUCCCUUUAAGAACUGUAAUUUUGGUGUUGAUUUCUCUGAUUCCUAAAUUUUCUAACUGGCUCCUAGAUGCCAAGCAAAUUUGUCAAGCCCUGGGCUAACCUGCUUAGUGUUCACCUUUCAUCCGUCUGCAGUUUUUCAUGAUUCUCCUACAUUUACUUUAAAAAUAAAAUAAAAACUAUAGGGCACUCUAAGCACAUCUACAGAGUCUUUGGGUGCUGUCUCGUUGUUUUUUUGAAGAUUUGUUUUUUUGUUGUGUUUGUUUGUGGGUUUUUUAUUUUUUUCUAAGAUAGAUUUUAAGUAGCCUUAAGUAGUAAAAUGUAAAACUUUUUUAAAAAAUGUUAUUAUUCUUUAAUCUGUAUUUUGUAUGGAAUUUGGCCUUUACUGCAGCACUACUGCUGUAAAAAGCAUGCUCUGGGUGUGCCCCUGUUUCCUUUUUUUCUUUUUUUUUUUUUGAGAUAGAUAUAUGAUAUAUGAGUCUAUAUCUUUUUUUUUUGUGUGAAAUUAAGUAUGACAGUGACAGAAAACAUUUAGUGUGACGGAAAACAUUACUCUCCGCACCCAAAGUCUUGCCUCUUGCCUGGUGCGCAAAUAAGCAUCCUCAAACUUUGGAGAGUGUCCAAAUAAUGCAUUAAAAAUAUUUUUGAAUUCCUACAUUUGCUUAAUGUUCCUUCCGCUCACAACUUAUCCACUGAGCUCUUACCCAACCAAGCAAUGAGGUGAUUGAAUCUUGAUGCUCCCUUAUACACUGAACAAAAUUAUAAACGCAACACUUUUGGUUUUGCCACCAUUUUUCAUGAGCUGAACUCAAAGAUCUAAGACUUUUUCUAUGUACACAAAAGGCCUAUUUCUCUCCAAUAUUGUUCAGAAAUCUGUCUAAAUCUGUGUUAGUGAGCACUUCUUCUUUGUCGAGAUAAUCCCUCAACAUCACAGGUGUGGCAUAUUAAAAUACUGAUUAGACAGCAUGAUUAUUGCACAGGUGUGCCUUAAGCUGGCCACAAUAAAAGGCCACUCUAAAAUGUGCAGUUUUAUCACACAGCACAAUGCCACACAUGUCACAAGUUUUGAGGGAGCGUGCAAUUGGAAUUCUGACUGCAGGAAUGUCCACCAGAGCUGUUGCCCAUGAAUUGAAUGUUCCUUUCUCUACCAUAAGCAGUCUCCAAAGGCGUUUCAGAGAAUUUGACAGUACAUCCAACCGGCCUCACAACCGCAGACCACGUGUAACCACUCCAGCCCAGGACCUCCACAUCCAGCAACUUCACCUCCAAGAUCGUUUGAGACCAGGCACCCAGACAGCUGCUGCAACAAUCGGUUUGCAUAACCAAAUAAUUUCUGCACAAACUGUAAGAAACCGUCUCAGUGAAGCUCAUCUGCAUGCUCAUCGGGGUCACCAUGGUGGCCCUGUGGUUAUGGACAACUAACACAGGUGCAUGUUAUUAAUGGCAUUUUGAAUGCACAGGGAUACCGUGACGAGAUCCUGAGGCCAUUUGUUGUGCCAUUCAUCCACGACCAUCACCUCAUGUUGCAGCAUUAUAAUGCACGGCCCUAUAUUGCAAGGAUCUGUACACAAUUCCUGGAAGCUGAAAACAUCCCAGUUCUUGCAUGGCCAGCAUAUUAACCGGACAUGUCACCCAUUGAGCAUGUUUGGGAUGCUCUGGAUUGACGUAUACAACAGCAUGUUCCAGGUCCUGCCAAUAUCCACCAACUUCGCACAGCUGUUAAAGAGGAGUGGACCAACAUUCCACAGGCCACAAUCAAAAACCUGAUCAACUCUAUGCGAAGGAGAUGUUUUGCACUGCUUGAGGCGAAUGGUGAUCACACCAGAUACUGACUGGUUUUCGGACUCCACCCUUUGACACUCCUAAUACAGUAAAACUGCACAUUUUAGAGUUGCCUUCUAUUGUGGCCAGCCUAAGGCACACCUUUGCAGUAUUCAUGCUGUCUAAUCAGCAUCUUGAUAAUGCCACAUCUGUGAGGUGGGUGGAUUAUCUCGGCAAAGGAGAAGUGCUCACUAACACAGAUUUAGAGUGAACAAUAUUUGAGAGAAAUAGGGCUUUUGUGUACAUACAAAUAGUCUUAGAUCUUUCAGUUCAGCUCAUGAAAAAUGGGGGCAAAACCAAAAGUGUUGCGUUUAUAAUUUUGUUCAGUGUAUGUAUGCCUCUGCUGAAUAGCUCCUCUUAAUACAGCAAUAUACUAGUGCAUCACAUACAUUUGUAUCAAUCAAGCUUAUUGUAAGAGAGGAACAGAAUAACAAUUGAUGAGCUUGUGGAGCAAAAAUAUUUUAAAAAGUAAAACUAAAAUACUUCAGUAACUGAUUUAAUUAAGCAUUGUGGUUAUACCUCCUCAUAGUAUUGGUUUGUUUGUUUUUUAUUUAUUUCAUCAGCCUAACCAUUUUCAAUUUGUAUCUUAGGUUAUACACAGCUCUGUGAUUGGUGGAGUGUGGGAGUUAUCCUUUAUGAAAUGCUUGUUGGUCAGCCUCCUUUUUUGGCACAGUCUCCUUUGGAAACCCAAAUGAAAGUAAGGCUGGAAAACCAUUUCCAUCCUGUGUACCUCAAUACCAAUGUAUCUAUCUUUACUCAAUCCAAAAUGUUACUUAAAAAUAAUAAUUUAAAUAUGUUCUAUGCUGGUUCUCAACCUUUUUUAGUAGAAGUCCUCCUCGUGAACCUCCAUACUUUUGUUAUCUUAAUGACCUUUUCUACCCAGUACCCUACCUUCCGCUUCAUGACACUGAUUUCAUACUAUAUUCUCUGUUCUCUACGCAUUGCAUCCCUGCAUUCUCCUUCUAUUUUAUAAUGCUCUUUUGUUUUUGUUUUCUUACCCCACAUUAUUUUUUCUUCCAAUGUACAAGUCACCCCAUCACAUUAUUUCCCUCUCCUGUUGCUUUUGUCCUUUCACUGCAUAUAUGUAUCUUUUACCCCCCUCCACUCAUAGCUUUUUAUUUUACCUCUUAAUGCAUUUGCAUUGUCUUAUUUCCCCCUCUCUUUUUUUCUUUAUCCCUCACAGUUAUCGUCAGCUCCACUAUUGUAUGUAUUUUUAAAAUCCCUUAUCAUCCACUUUCCUCUGCUCUUUCCCCUCAUGGAUGUGGAGGCCAAACUCAGAAGGCACACUGCCUGAUUUUGUAGAGAUACACUCCACAUAUAAUUUUGAGGCUUUUUGAGCUAUUGAUGUGCUGCACAGUAGUGUCAAUUUUAUUGGUUUGGAGUUCUCCUAGCAUCUCACCUGCCUGAGUUCAUCCUAAAGGAAAACCAUACAAGUGAAGUAGGAAGGACGGACAGGUCCUGUGUGAGAGCAACAUGGAAAGACUAGAGAAAUGACCCGAAUUAUAUUUUUGCAGAAGUUUUGGACAGGCAGUCUGAGAAUCUUUUAAUCUGCUUUUUGAAACUAGUCUUUGCUACAGGGGUAUGCAGAAGAGAUGUGCCCUACUGCAAGUGUAACUGAAAACAUAAUUAAUGCUCUCAACAGAUAACAUGGGUAAUGGAAAUAAAUUAAAAUGUGAGCUUUUAAUAGCUAUAAGCCAAAUGGCUAGAAAACUGAAAACCUAUAUCUGUCACCAGGGCCGCCACCAGAAAUUUUGGGCCCCUAACUCCGCUCAGGGCCCCGCCUCCAAAUACCACCCACAGGAAUACACACAGACACAAACACUGAUACAAAAGGACAUAGAUACAUACUAACAGACACACAUACAGGCAUACAUACUGACACACACAUAUACAGACACACAGGCAUACAUUGUGACAGACAUACUAACAUACAUACAGACACACAUGCAUGAGGACAUAAAGACAUACAUACAUACAUACAAACAGACCUACUGACAUCCAUACACACAUACAUUCAUAAUGGCAUACAGACCUGCAUACAUACACACAUUCAGACUGACAUACAUGCAUAUAUAUAUACUGACAUACAUGCAUACAGACAUCCAUACACACAGACAUACGUUCAUUAUGAUAUGCAGACAUACAUAUAUACAUACAUAAUGACAUACAUACAUAUAUACAUACAUAAUGACAUACAUUGAUACUGGCAUACUUACAUACUUACAUACAGACAUACUUGCAUACAUACAGACAUACAUACAUAUAUACAUACAUAAUUACAUGCAGACAUACAUUGAUACUGGCAGACAUACAUACAGACAUAUAGACAUACAUACUGACAGACAUACAUUCAUAGACAUAUAGACACAUACAGACAUACAUGCAUACAUAGACAUGCAUACAUAGACAUGCAUACAUAGACAUGCAGACAGACGGGCGGAGACACAUAGACAUACAUACAUAGACAUAGACGCAGACGGGCGGGCGGGCAGGGGCGGGCGGAGAGACGGAGACAGGGAGACAGACAUACAGAGCUCAUGUUUCAGCCACCCUCCUGUCUCUUACAGGGAGGCAGGCAGAGACAGGCAGGGAGACAGGCAGGCAGACAGAGAGAGACAGACAGAGAGAGACAGACAGACAGAGCUCAUGUUUCAGCCACCCUCCUGUCUCUUACAGACAGGCAGAGAGAGACAGGCAGGCAGGCAGACAGGCAGAGAGAGACAGACAGGCAGGCAGAAAGACAUACAUACAGAGCUCAUGUUUCAGCCACCCUCCUGUCUCUUACCUUGUCUUUGCAGGAGGGUGGCUUGGGCUGAUGGGAGUAGUCGCACGGCAGCACUCUUCCCCCCCCCCCCAGCAGCACUUGCUGAGGCUGCUUUUUCUUUCUUUUUUUUUUAAGGAAGAUAUAGGGCCCAUGCUGUAGGGCCCCCAGGGCCACCAGGCCCGUGAAAAACCGUUAUAGUUGUCACCCCCUGAUGGCGGCCCUGUCUGUCAUGACAGGUUCGCUUUUAACCCUGCAGCUGUAAACAUAGCAGUUUCAGAGAAACUGCUAUGUUUAUGUUAGGGUUAAUCCAGCUUCUAGUGGCUGUCUCAUUGAAAAUCACAGUGAGAAGACGCUGACGUCCAUAGGGGGAGAAGGGGGACCUAAAGACCCUAUAGUGCCAGGAAAAGAAUUUGCUUUCCUGGCACUAUAGUGGUCCUUUAAGUUUUUCUACCUGUGAAGCCACUGACAUCCACACUACUUUUUACAGUGCUUCUUAUUCCUCUCCUAAAUUGUGUCCUGGGCUUACCAUUACAAGUAAUCCCUCCCUGUAUAAUUUGUUCAAUACUUGCUUACCUCCUACUCUCUGAGAUGCUGUAUAAACUUACAUGAUUGCAUAAGCACUGGCUGUAAAGCACUGCUUUAGAUAAACUGAAUAUGUUACUCUUCCACUAUCUAUUGUGCAGUCUUUUUCCAUUUUCAAUAAUAGUGAAAAUGGGAAGGGGGGAACAUAAUCAAUGAUACUAUUUAAGGGGUAUCCAUUUAUAAGGGAGUUAUUUUAUUUUCAUUUAUAUUUGUUUCUACAGGUGAUCAAGUGGCAAACAACACUUCACAUUCCUCCUCAAGCUAAGCUUUCACCAGAAGCUUCUGAUUUAAUUGUCAAGCUGUGCCGUGGUCCUGAAGAUCGCUUAGGUAAAAAUGGAGUUGAUGAGAUUAAAGCCCACCCUUUCUUUAAAAACAUUGAUUUUUCUAGUGACUUACGUCAACAGACAGCCUUGUACAUACCCAAAAUCACUCACCCUACAGACACUUCUAACUUUGAUCCUGUGGAUCCAGAUAAACUGUGGAAUGACGAGGAUAAGGAUGGUAAUAAGAAUGACACCUUGAAUGGGUGGUACAAAAAUGGCAAGCACCCCGACCAUGCCUUCUAUGAAUUUACUUUCAGGAGAUUCUUUGAUGACAAUGGGCAUCCAUACAAUUAUCCUAAGCCAAUUGAAUAUGACUAUGAUGAUACCCUGGAUGUUGGACAGCAGCAGUCUGAUGUAGAGGAAAGUGCACAAGCUGGGAAGAAACCCCCAAAUCGGGACUUGGUAUAUGUAUAAAGAAAAUAUGUGGGAAAAAUUGUUUAUCUGCUUAGAGAAUGAGGUGAUUAUUGGCCACAGUUUGAAUGGACACACUUUUCAUAUGGUAGAGUUUGAUCAAACAUUCUUGAUUUCACAGAAAUAAAAAAUAAAAAAAAACACUGUAGUGAUUAGGCAAUGAAAUAAAAGCGUAGAAUGACCAUUAAAUAAAGUAGUGGCAUUUGUUUUAGGUAUUUCAUAUCCUAUAAAUCCAGACGAAAAAAAACUUUGUUCCAGGCUGUUAAAGCACCUUUUGGUUGUGCUUUCCAGUUCCUAUGUUGUACUUUAUAUAAUUUUGUUAAAAGCAUUGCUUGCUGAUGAAAUGGGCCUCUUUUAAGUAAACUUUUAUCUAUAGCAACAUUAUGCAAGCUGGUUUUGUGUGGAAUGUCACACAAUAUGUAACUUUUAUUUACAGCUUGUUAUACCAUUUAUUCUGUUUUUGAUAAGGUUGCACACUAAAUGUCACCACCUAUUCCAUUGCACUCUUAUGAGUGCUGCUGUGUAAUAUAACUGGUUACAAAUAAUUCAUUUUGUUAAUUCUCUCGACUUGUUUAUUUCUACUGAACACAUAUACUGGCUGUAAUAGGUUUAAAAAUAUGUGCCUUGUAAUGGCUAAUCCAGU